AGAGAAUGCUGUGGAAGGUGAUUAUGGUCAACUGACAUUGUGGCACUUGGUAUCAAGCGCUACACAGCUGCUCCAAAGCGCCCAUUGUUCCUGACGCACCGCGUCAACGACAGCCGCCUGCAAACCUUUCAAGACGGAGGGCCAAACUACACUCUGCAGAGCGCUUUUGGUCGAUCCGAGUCAAAUGGACGCGAUUGGUUCAAUGAGACCUCGCCACGGCAUUCAGAUCAUGUGACGAUACGUCCGUCGCCCACCCAAGAUACCGAAAUGCAGUGGCAGCGGUCCCCAAUGCGCUUGUCGUCUCUGAACACGUCAGACAUUUCGACUUCGCCAAUGGUCGGACGGGGCUACGCGCGCCCUUCAGAUGCAGACACAUCAACAUACCCAACCCAAGCAUCAAUUGAGCCUCGCGCCAUGGCCACCUACAACGACGCACCUCCGUCGAUGGCAUCUUCGUCUACUGAGCAGCAUGGCUUCAACUUGCAAUGGUCUCAACGAAGCACGGAAGCUUCUGGGCUAUCAAGAAUGCUUGAUGGCACGAGCCAAAACGAUCUGUCACCGGGCUGGCAUCAUCGCGACCUGCAUCGACCGCUACUGCAUGCUGAAGGCCCAAGCCCCAAUAAUGACCAAGGCUCUCGAUGGAAAGGUCCGUACAUGGUGCCGCUGCAACCUAGCCCGAACCAUCGAGAAAAGUGGCACACGUCGCUGUUUAAGCAGCUUGCCACGCCGAAUGGCGCGAUAGACGGUGCAAAGCCACAACAUGCAGCCAGCAACGAGGCUUCAUUUGCGGAGCCUCAUUGGAUCAGGGCAAACAAGCCCUCAGUCAGUGAAGGCCGAGGUAAACUGUGGCCCCUCCGUCAGCACCGUCACGGAACUCAACACGAUCGAAGGCGGCAAACCUUCUGUCGUCACUCGGAAAGUCGGGUCCCAUGCUGCGACGUCGGCAAUUGGGAGCCACACCGCUCCAGUUCCAAAGCCCGACCUCGUUGGCAGUUGGCAGUGGGCGAGGCAUAUGGGCAAGCCUCGCAGCGAAACCUUUGUCGAGACAUUCGCCCCAUCGACGACGAUUGCUUCAAGUCGAUACGCGCACGCGGCUACAGUGCACGACGAGUCGAAUCCGCUUUACUUCGAGCCGAAGUUUCAAGAUCAAGCCCACACACCGCCAAAUCAGUCGUCCUGCAGCCGACCAUACUCGCCAAAAUUUGAUCCCGAACGUCGCUCUACCCCGGAAACGUGCACCCCUGCAUCCACUGUGCUGCACAACGAGCCUGCUCUGACGGUCGACACGAUUCAUUUCACGCAAGUCGCAGCAAGCAUCAUUGACGAGGCCCAGUCGGCAUCGUCGUCCUGUUCAACUCCAUUGACGUCCCAUGGAUGCACCAGGAUCGUCAACAUCGACGACGACCGACCAUCGCCUCGUGACGAUACGCCGAUAGAAGAGGCGCCGAGCCAACUUUACCCAGAACAAGUGGAGCUCGGAGGCUAUCUAAGCAGCUGCACGAACGAGAGCGAUUCAAGUCAACCAGAGGACACAGACCUGUGUGCACCGACGCAGCGGCUGGUGUACGCUUCGUCGCCUGAUACGUCAGAUGUGGACGAGCCUCAAGCGCCAACCAAAUCUCAGGCUCAAGGCUAUGUAUCUCCUUCCAGGGCCAUGGUGUCCGUCGUCGCCGAGGUAUCCUGUGGACCAUGGGCCAUGCAAGAGCGGACUCGACGGAUCUUGGCCAGUUGCUCUCGGGGAAAUGUGGACGGUGCCCAAGUCGACCCCACCUUUGACGACGACGCAGCGUCCCUAGCGAUCAUUCUGUGGACACUAGUGCAGUGCUACGCGCAAUGUUGAUGCAUCUCUAUUAUUUCUAUACACAAAACUCUGCUACUGAC
Saprolegnia parasitica CBS 223.65 is the source of this 1881-nucleotide messenger RNA. RefSeq lists its product as hypothetical. The transcript is spliced from 9 exons. Lineage: Eukaryota; Oomycota; Saprolegniomycetes; Saprolegniales; Saprolegniaceae. Bases 761 to 1840 code for a protein of 359 amino acids. The record is from RefSeq and is a predicted model, not a curated record.